Striga asiatica is the source of this 639-nucleotide messenger RNA. NCBI's taxonomy places the organism in Eukaryota, Viridiplantae, Streptophyta, Magnoliopsida, Lamiales, Orobanchaceae. The record is from the annotation of a GenBank genome assembly.
AUGCUUGUCAUGCCACCGAUGCUGACCGGGAUUGGGCCCUAUUUUAAGUUCCCGAUGGAAUACGGAAUAUGGCCAAUGAGGUUAGAUGACACGGCCUGGAAAUCCUCGAGCUUCGUGAGCUGGCCGAUGUUUAUAGGCAGCUGGCUCGGGCGGAAGGGAUUCCAGGACAGGAGUAGUCGAGUCAUUUUGGUCAUGUUAGAUACGAACUCGGGGAAAGCGGUCCCGUUUAGUAAAUUGGAAAUGAGGUUGAGAUGCUCGAGAUUCCGCAAGUUUAUGAAGCUCACGGGGAUCUCCCCAGAAAAAUUGUUGAACGAAAGGUCCAAAAUCUUUAGUUUGACAAAAUGUGGCGGGAAAUCUGGCAGCGUGCCGACGAAGAGGUUGAGUGAGAGGUUGAGGGAGACGAGAUUCGAGCAGUUGGAAAUCGAGAGGGGUUCGACUCGGCCGCCUAAGGUCGGAAUUCGGCACAAGUCUGAUGGGAAGGGACCGGAAAUGUUGAAACCGGUUAAGUUUAUGGAGAUGACGUUUUUGGUCCGUGGGUCGCACGAGAUGCCGGUCCAGUUGCACGCUGUCAAGCUGACCACGAGGGACCUGGAAUUGGGUUUGCAUGACGUGGAGCAGGAUUUCGGCCAGGUUGUGUGA